AUGCGCAGCUACCAGAUCGAUGCUUUGAAUUGGCUGCUGCACCAACACCAACUGGGAUUAAAUAGCAUAUUAGCAGAUGAAAUGGGUUUGGGGAAAACGUUGGAGACGAUCUCUCUCUUGGGCUUUUUGAAGCAAUAUCUGUCGAUCAGUGGUCCUCACUUGAUUUUGGUUCCGAAAUCGACGCUUGGCAACUGGGUGAAUGAGAUCCAAAAGUUCUGUCCGUCGCUCCGCGUCUUGCGUUUUCAUGGCACAAAAGAAGAGCGAAUCGACUUGAAGCCGAUGGUUCGCGAGAAAGACCGAAGCUGGGACGUGCUGAUCACUACGUACGAAAUGUGUGUGAUAGAGAAAGGCCUGUUCCAAUCUGUGGACUGGAACUAUUUGGUAAUCGACGAGGCUCAUCGGCUGAAGAACGAGAACAGCAAGCUGAGUUUGGUUCUGCGCCAAUUUUCGGUGAAAAACCGGCUUUUACUGACGGGCACUCCGCUCCAAAAUAAUCUGCACGAACUGUGGGCAUUGCUGAACUUUUUAAUGCCCGAAAUCUUCGGCUCGCAAAGCGUGUUCCACGAUAUGUUCAAUUUGGAGGAAGACGCUUCUCUCCAACAGAAAGAACAGAUGAUUCAGCAGCUUCAUCAGGUGUUGGAGCCGUUCAUGCUGCGUCGCCUGAAGUCCGACGUGGAGCAUUCUUUGCCUCCCAAAAUCGAGACGAUUCUGUAUGUCGGCAUGUCCUCAAUGCAGAAGGAGUUGUAUAAGAAGGUGCUGGUGAAUGAUUAUGAAAGUAUCGUGAAUUCGCGCGCAGAGCGAUCGCAUCUCCUGAAUCUUUUGAUGCAACUACGCAAAGUCGCCGGUCAUCCGUAUUUAUUCGAGGGGGUGGAGGAUCGUUCGCUGGAUCCGAUGGGAGAACACGUGAUCACGAAUUGCGGAAAAAUGGUGUUACUGGACAAACUGCUGAAGCGAUUGAAGGAAAAGGGAUCGCGCGUUCUCUUGUUCAGUCAGAUGCGUCGGGUUCUGGACAUUUUGGAGGAUUAUUGUAAUAUUCGAGGCUUCGAGUACUGCCGCAUUGAUGGAAGCACGGAGUCUGUGGAUCGCGAAGAAGAGAUCAACAGCUUCAAUGCGGAGAACAGCACGAAGUUUGUGUUUCUUCUUUCUACGCGGGCGGGCGGUCUGGGAAUCAACUUGGCGACUGCGGACACGGUGAUUCUCUACGACAGCGACUGGAACCCGCAGAUGGACCUCCAGGCUGAAGAUCGCGCUCAUCGCAUUGGGCAGAAGAAGACGGUGAAUGUGUACCGGCUCGUCACGGAAGGGACAGUCGAGGAAAUGAUUGUGGAGCGAGCCAAAUUGAAACUGCGACUGGACACAUUGGUGAUUCAGCAGGGACGUUUGCGCGAGAAAUCGUCGCUUUCCAAAGAGGAGAUGAUGGAGAUGAUUCGACAUGGAGCCAACGAAGUGUUCUUGUCGACUGCAAACGGGAUUCAGGACGAAGACAUCGAUCGCAUAUUGGAAUCGGGUCAUCAGCGAACCGAGGAAUUGGCGCACCGCGUCGAAAAGGCGCUUCCGUCCGACGAGCAGUAG
This is a messenger RNA of Blastocystis hominis, 1572 nucleotides long. RefSeq lists its product as hypothetical. Bases 1 to 1572 code for a protein of 523 amino acids. The record is from RefSeq and is a predicted model, not a curated record. Gene Ontology annotation, biological process: nucleosome organization; regulation of transcription by RNA polymerase II. Gene Ontology annotation, cellular component: nucleus; chromatin. Gene Ontology annotation, molecular function: ATP hydrolysis activity; ATP-dependent chromatin remodeler activity; ATP binding. NCBI's taxonomy places the organism in Eukaryota, Bigyra, Opalinata, Blastocystidae. The transcript is spliced from 11 exons.